AUGGCUAUCAAGCUGGCUGCGGCUGCCGUCUUUGAUCCUAAUGGUAGUUUUUCUCAGUGUGGGGUUUGGCUUGCAUGCUCUUUCGCAGCGGUAGUCCGCGUGCCACCCAAAGAAAGGAAUUUUCACGUCUUCUACAGCCUUUGCCAGGCGGCACGCAACGCCGAGAAAGCGCACAAGGCAAAGCAGCAGCAAGAGCAAGAGCAGAUGCAGGAGCAAGAGCAGAUGCAGGAGCAAGAGCAAGAGCAGAAGCAGAAGCAAGAGCAGAUGCAGGAGCCAGAGCAGCCUUAUUCAUCCUGGCUGUCGAACGUGUUGCUGGAUCUAGAUCUGGCAGCUGACUUUCGCUUUCUGCCCACAGGGGAAUCUCUGGAAGUUUCGGCUUCUGUCGAACUGAGGAAAUUGCUCGAUUGCCUGGCGAGGCUAGGCCUUACGACAGAGGAGCAGACGCUGUUGCUGCGUCUGCUUGCGGCUUUGCUGCACUUGGGCAACAUCGCGUUCGAAAGCCGUUCAGCAGCGACUGCGGCUGGAGACUCUGCCGGGAAGGCUGCUACCUCUGUCUCCCCCAGCAGCCUCUCCGCCUUAUCCUCUGCUGCCCGUCUGCUGCACCUGCCUGACCCCGAAGUGCUGCUGCAACGGCUCACCACGCGUGGAAUUCGAGACAUCCGGAAAGAUCUGACUCCCUCUGAGGCAGCUGCAAUUCGCGAUUCUCUCGCAAAGACUCUUUACAGCCGUCUCUUUGACUUUGUCACUGCCAAAAUCAACGACUCCCUCAACCCAUCACCUGCAGGGGGUACAGCGGCUUCUAAUGCCACAGACGACGCAUCACCAGGCACUGAGACAGCUACAUCUCCGCCUUCUGCGCCUUCCUGUGCAUACUGCGUCGGCAGCCGACUUGCCGUGCUGAGAAAACGCUUCUGCCUAUGCGACACAGCAGACACUGAAGAAAACACUCUUGGAAUUCUAGACAUCUUUGGAUAUGAAGAUCUCCAUCAGCUCUCCAGGCCGAAUACUCUCGAGCAGCUCUGUAUCAACUACGCCAGCGAGAGGCUGCACUGCUUUCUCCUCGAGAGCUGCGUCGAGACAGAAAAGCAGCUGCUGCUGGCAGAUGGCGUGACGUCCUCCUCCCCACGUCUCCGAGAAGCCACCGCUGAGCCUCAGCAGCAACAACUUCUCGACAGCUGCGAAGCAGCAGCCGAGCUGCUGCAUCGCAGUGCUGCCGUCUGUGCUGUGAUUGCCGGUCGUGAAGAGCUUCCCAAGACUGACGACAGCGAAACUUUCAAAAGCACCAAGAGUAAAUUCCAACGCAACAACAGCACCAAACGAGCACUAACAGCAGCGUGUGUAUGUGUUGUGUAUGGGUUGUAUAUGGGUUGU
Messenger RNA from Cyclospora cayetanensis, 1371 nucleotides. RefSeq names its product unconventional myosin-VI-like. Lineage: Eukaryota; Apicomplexa; Conoidasida; Eucoccidiorida; Eimeriidae. The transcript is spliced from 6 exons. The record is from RefSeq and is a predicted model, not a curated record. Gene Ontology annotation, molecular function: ATP binding; microfilament motor activity; actin filament binding. Gene Ontology annotation, cellular component: cytoplasm; myosin complex; actin cytoskeleton. Gene Ontology annotation, biological process: actin filament organization; vesicle transport along actin filament. The annotation marks the transcript as partial.